AUGGACAUGGACACUCUCAUAAGCCCUCUCCGGUGGCCUCUCAAGAUGUCUCUCCCUGAGGCUGCCUGGACGACCUACGCCACAGUGUUCGAGACUUCUGUCGCCACGGUUUAUGAGACAUACAUCAUUACGUGGCUUCCUUCACUUCUGAAUCUUCUGCUAUCUUCACCGCGGCACCUUCUUCUACUUUCUCCACGGUGUAUCUCUCUACGACCUCUACCUCUGCACUGGUCUUUCACCUCCGAGGUUGCUUCCUCUUUCUCCACGGCAACUUCUACAAUCGCCUCUUCCUCUACUGCAUCUUCAUCUACCGCAUCUUCUGCGGCUUCUUCUGCGACCGCUUCAUCCACGGCUUCCCCAUCCACUUCUAUCCUACUGCCGCUUUAUAUCUGGCCCACUGAUAACACCACCUGGGCCCCCGUCUACGAAGCCGCAGCUGGACACCCCGAUAUCGAGUUCAAGGUCAUUGUCAACCCCGACAGCGGCCCAGGCGAUACUACCUACCCAGAAGCGGCAUACAUUGCGGGUAUUGCGCAGUUGAACAGCUAUGACAAUGUCGUGGUCCUCGGAUACAUCCCAACAGAAUAUGGUACCCGUUCUGCCUCGGAUGUUGAGAGUGACAUCUCCACUUACAGCGGCUGGUCUGCAUACACGGCGAAGAACAUCACCGUCUCCGGCAUUUUCUUCGACGAAGCACCAAGAACCGACGAUACCUCCUUGAUUUCAUACAUGACCGAGGUCGCAGACAAUGCCAGAUCCUCUAACCUAGACUUUAUCGUCUUCAACCCUGGUACCAAGCUGGAGGAGGGCGCGGUAAACGGAUACUUUGAUGCUGCAGACUUGAUCGUUGAAUUUGAAAACUCCUAUGAUGCUUGGAUCGAUGCUGUGCCUGCUGACGAGUUUUCUUCUACGGAGGACUAUUCCAAGGAUGCGGUUCUCUUGUACAGUGCGCCCACUGAUGCAAACUACGAGACUGUUAUCAAGGAAGCGAAGGAUAUGGGUCUUGGUGCUGCGUAUUUGACCAACACUGUUGACUAUAAGUCCGCUGAUACCGUUCUUAAGGUGACAGCCGCUAUGGUUUCGGCUUCCGACUAG
Penicillium cinerascens is the source of this 1095-nucleotide messenger RNA. Its product is annotated as spherulation-specific family 4 protein. NCBI's taxonomy places the organism in Eukaryota, Fungi, Ascomycota, Eurotiomycetes, Eurotiales, Aspergillaceae. The transcript is spliced from 3 exons. The record is from RefSeq and is a predicted model, not a curated record. The coding region runs from base 1 to 1095 and encodes 364 amino acids.